AUGGAAUGGGCAUCCCGUCAUAUCAAGCCUUCCAUUGAAAUUGUGGAAUUACGACAGGACCGUAUGGAUUUUGUCCUGUUGAAUUCAGAUGUAAGCACUGCGAAUGCUAUAAGAAGGAUUAUUCUGUCAGAAAUUCCGGCCUUAGCAAUCGAAAUCGUUACGGUUUUAGAAAAUACAAGUGUUUUACACGAUGAAUAUAUAUCGCAUAGGUUAGGCCUGUUGCCCAUUGAUAGUACGUUGGCAAGUGAAUUUGAAUUUAGAGAAAAAUGCCAAUGCAGUGAUAAAUGUGCAAAAUGUACCGUUGAUUAUACACUAGAUGUAUCUUGUGAUGACGCUGAUUCCAAGGUCGUCACCCAUUUUGAUAUUAUAGCUGAUGAAGCUGAAAUAAAUUCAAACGAUGAAAGAAAGAUACCAAUGCCAAUCCCCAGAGCGGAUAUAUCUAAUUUUAAUGGCGCUACAGAUGGAAUUCCAAUUGUUAAACUGAAAAGAGGUCAAUCGAUCAGCAUGAAGCUGACAGCCACUAAAGGCCUCGGUAAAUUUCAUGCCAAAUGGAUCGUAGCAAAUGUUAAUUAUAAAAUGGAACCGAGAUUUUUGUUUAAUUCAAGUUUGAUGGAACAAAUUUCAUCGGAAGAUAAGGCAUCUAUAGCUUCUAGUUGUCCAAGAAAUGUUUUCAAAUUUUCUGGUUCGAGGAUGGAUCAUACCGGAAUUAGUCUGGGUAAUUCAAAUAGUGCAAUAAAACUAGAUGAAGGUGGACUACAAAUUAUAAACAAAUUGAAUUGUAUAUAUUGUGAUGAAUGUAUCAAUCAUGCCAGGGAAUUAGGGCAUCGUGAUUUAAUACGCAUAGAACCAGAUGACUCAAAGUUUCAUUUCACUAUAGAGUCUACUGGUUCAAUUCCUCCAGAAAAAAUUCUAGAGAUUGCUUUGUCAUGUCUAGAGGAGAAGAUGCAAGGAUUGCAAGCAAACUUCGCUGAGGCUCAGUCGAGAGCUUUGGGUACUACAAGUUCUACUCUACCUAGAGAUACUCAUAAAAUGCCUCAUCCACCAGCGGCAUAUAUAGAUUUGGACUAA
Messenger RNA from Theileria equi strain WA, 1068 nucleotides. RefSeq names its product DNA-directed RNA polymerase II, putative. Gene Ontology annotation, biological process: DNA-templated transcription. NCBI's taxonomy places the organism in Eukaryota, Apicomplexa, Aconoidasida, Piroplasmida, Theileriidae. The record is from RefSeq and is a predicted model, not a curated record. The transcript has a single exon. The coding region runs from base 1 to 1068 and encodes 355 amino acids. Gene Ontology annotation, molecular function: protein dimerization activity; DNA-directed RNA polymerase activity; DNA binding. Gene Ontology annotation, cellular component: RNA polymerase II, core complex.